AAAAGUUUAGCCCCAGUUUAGCCCCAGAACCAAGGACCGUGCGCAAAUACCACAUACCGCGUACAGUACAUUGCAAAGGCUGUUGCAAACGCAAAGCCCGCCCAUAUCAGUUAUGUCUUACAUGUGUACAAACCAUUUCGCUUAGGUGCUGAUGCGCUUUAGCAGAUGCAGCGGUGCGUUGCGGCCACUGCCGCGUACGCGACGCAUAUCCUUGCAAGCGAUUAGUCGACGAACCCUAACAAUCGGCGGUCUCAUUACUCCUUUAUGCAACAUACCAACAAAUGUAGCCAGCAGCGCUGCAGCCGAACAAGGAAACGAGAAGCUUAACCCUAGUAGCGAGCUCACGCUCUCGCUCCCGUUCUCAUAUCAACCAUACACGGGAGAUACCAACGAUGGCAAGCUUACCACCGCAACUGUCCCCAUUGCCAUCCGUGGCGCAAGAGAUGAUAAGGCAGGCGCACAGCCCGUUGUUAUCUUCAGCCCCGGCUUCCUGUGGCCCGCUGCCUCCUACACAGCCAUCGUAGAGGGGCUGCUUGCCGAGGGGUUCAUCGUGGUGACGUACGACAAGCCCUUCGAGCGGCUGUCAGCCCUGGUAGACGACGUAGACAGCGCCCGGCUGCUGCGAAGGGUGCAGCAGGCGGUGCUGACGCGGUUGGGCGGCGGGGCAGCAGCCAGGCCUUGCUUCCUAGUGGGGCAUUCCCGCGGGGCCAAGAUCAGCAUACUUGCAGCCGCCAUGCCGGCAACAAGCCAGGACUCCCACGCCCUGCCGGGGCAGCCGGCCUGCCUCCCUGGCUUGCUGGGACUGGUGCUGCUGGACCCUGCGGAUGGCGCCUUCGAGCCGCAGGACCCGGCGCACUUCCCCUCGGCCCUGGCUGCCCUGCAGGCGCACCCCUGCCUCGCCCGGCUGCCCGUGCUGCUGCUGGGAGCUGGGCGGGGAGGGGACUGCGUGACCCGGG
This is a messenger RNA of Astrephomene gubernaculifera, 956 nucleotides long. The record is from the annotation of a GenBank genome assembly. Lineage: Eukaryota; Viridiplantae; Chlorophyta; Chlorophyceae; Chlamydomonadales; Astrephomenaceae.